AUGGUUCAUCGAGGAAGGACUUUGAAAUCAGACACUGAUAUAACGUCUCUUAAUGCACCAACAGUAUCACACCAGUCAAAGCCUUUUAGGCAGUUUUCGACUAGGUCAAGAGCAAAGAGUAAUGCAAGCUUCAAAGGUUUACGCAGAGUUUUAACACAUGACGGCACGCUGGAUAGUGAUUAUUUCAAUAAACAUAGCAUUUCUCAGAAAUGCAAGAGUUCUGAUGCACUUUUCAGAAAGCGGACGAUUAGUGGGUUGAAUAUGACGGCUUUAACAAGAGUGCGGUCCAAUCAAGGAAAAAGAUCAGCAUCUUUUCAUAGUCCGGUGCAUAAUACACUACUCAGUCCAAAGAACAGCAGUCACUCUAAUUCCGGAAGCGCUGGUUUCGGCUUAAAACCACGAAGAAGUAAAAGCACACAGUCUGUUCUGAGUCUUCGAGAUGCGCAGGAAUCUAACAAGAGCGAAUCUACUACUGAUGAAGAGGUGGAAUGUUUUUCAGAAGACAAUAAUGAAAAUGGAAAGGUGAAUAAUGAUAAAAUCACAGCCGAGCAUAUUGUGCCUGUAGAAAAAAAAAUUGUGGAGCAUGUAAUUCAAAAUAAACUACAAUCCCCAGAUCCGAUAAAUGAACAAGAAGAAGAUAAAUCUUUUAAUGGUGAAAAGGAAAACCAUAGAGCUGUAUCUCUACCAUUACCUCAUUUAUCCUCCGAUAUCUAUUUUGGAGGAUCAGCCCGGUCUAUGGAAUGUCAGAAUAAUGGAGAAGCAUCGUCAAGCUCAACUGAGACAAAACUGAAUGAAAAAAGUAUUAUCAAUGAAGAGGAACAAUCAAACUCGACGAAGGAAGCUCACAUUGAUGCCAUAUCCAACAAUUCUAAAAAUCUGAAGGCCUCUUCUAUGAAAGCAGGUGAUCAUACCUCACAAGUGCCAUAUAAUAAAGAAAAAAAAAUUCUUGACAUUGGUAACACUUUAUCUGCACAUAAGAGUAAUCGAAAACCAAGCAAUUCAAAUGAACAAUUUGAUCAGGAAGAUCACAUUGAUGCCCCUAGGAGUAAUUCAUCAAGAAAAAGCGAUUCAAGCUUUAUGUCCCUUAGAAGGCAAAGUUCCAAACAACGCAAAUUAUUAAACGAGGAAGAAGAUUUCAUUAAGCCUGGCAAUAUAUCUUCCGGUGAUGCUAAAGAUAUUGAAGGACAUAGUUUGCUCGAAAAUUAUGCACCUGAUAUGAUUCUUUCCCAGUCAACUGGAGUUGAACGUAGAUUUGAAAAUUCAUCAUCCAUUCAAAAUUCACUUAGGAAUGACAUUCGUGAGUCAGGUGAGCAUAUAAAUUCAGGUGAUACUUUCGAUGAAGUGGAUGAUGGCAAAUUACGUAAGAGCACGAAAAAUGUCAGGCGAUCUCAACUUGGUCAAAAUAUACCGAACUCUCAGUCUAGCUUCCCCGCUGCUACUAAUGUCAGUAGCAAAGAUAAUACUGUACCUCAGCAUAACUUUUCCACCUCCAUAUCGAGCUUAACAAAUAAUCUGAGGAGGGCAGCCCCUGAAAGCUUCCAUGGUUCAUCAAGAAUGAAUAGUAUCUUUCAUAAGAAAGGUAACCAGAAUUUACUCCUAAGAUCUAACGAUGCUAGCAAAAAUUCAGCAGUCGCGACGUCGCCAUUGUCCAACGAAUAUUCCACAUCCGGUACGAACGUCAGUGGUGAUACUAACAGACGAUCCAAUGGAGGUGCCAAAUUUAAUAGUUUCGCACAGUUCCUUAAAUCAGAUGGGAUUGAUGCAGAAUCAAGAACACAAAGAAAAUUAUGGCUGCAGAGAGAAAAUUCUAUUAUGGAUUUAAGUUCACAGAACGACGGCAGUGACUCUAUCUUUAUGGCAGGAAAUAUUGAUGCGAAAAGGGAAUUUGAAAGAAUUUCCCAUGAAUACUCUAAUGUGAAAAGAUUUUACAACCCAUUGGAUGAAGCAUUGUUGAGGGUAGAGCCUACAAUAACGGGGAACGCAAAUAACAUCAGGAAAAAAAGCCAUAACGAUGGUCAGUCAAUCGCACAUUCCAAUGAUACAACAGAUCACAAGGAUGAGGAGGAUUUGCUCUUUAAUAAUUACGACAAAAAAUUUGAUGAUCUUUAUCCACAUCUUGCAAGUGCGAAAAUUCAAGCAGUGUUGUCCGGUAUAUGGAAAAACGAAAGUUACUUAUUCAAUAAGGAUGUUAAUCCAAUUAACAAGAAUAGGACGUCGAGUACAAGCCACAGCAUAAGCCACACUGCUUCGCAGAAUACACGUAACUUGUUAAGGGGGCCUAUGGGUUCCAGCACCACUUUGCAUCACCAACGCGUCAUCAACUCUCUGCAGCCGACCACGAGGGCAGUGAAUCGCAGGAUGGAAAAUGUGGGCUACAUGCAUACACAGCCACAACAAAGGUAA
Molecule: messenger RNA, 2403 nt
Organism: Saccharomyces paradoxus
Lineage: Eukaryota; Fungi; Ascomycota; Saccharomycetes; Saccharomycetales; Saccharomycetaceae
Gene: TCO89
Product: Tco89p
Exons: 1
Coding region: 1-2403 (800 amino acids)
Biological process (GO): TOR signaling
Cellular component (GO): TORC1 complex; fungal-type vacuole membrane
Source: RefSeq, a predicted model, not a curated record